Messenger RNA from Symbiodinium necroappetens, 2022 nucleotides. NCBI's taxonomy places the organism in Eukaryota, Dinophyceae, Suessiales, Symbiodiniaceae. The record is from the annotation of a GenBank genome assembly.
AUGAUGAAGUCAGACACAGUCGGACAGUUACAAGCACGUGAGUGGUCUCAAUUGAUUGGUUAUUCCAUGCCUGUGUUGGGCGCCAAUAUCACAGACACAAAUGCUGUUGCCAAGCAUCCACUGUCUGCGUCUGCCGGGUUAAUCAACGCCACACUCGCACCUUCAGCGUUUUCUGCACAAGUCAUGAACCCGAAUGCAUUGCAAACGACAAGCGGCAUUCUCUACGGUGGACGUUUCCACACUGUGCCAGAGUUCGAUUUUGGUUCUAGCAUUACCGGGGAGGAGUUCGCGAGCAAUUUCGUGAGCUACAAUUCACCACGACUUAUGUCUGCAGGUAAGUUGGCUUUACGGGGGGUGUCUAUCGAUGCCAUUCCAUUCAAUAUGAGCAAGCUCUCUGACUUCUGCCGGCUGAGUACUGAUGCAAGCGGAGCUACAACCCUAAGCAAUGACUCUCCAUUCUUUGAUGGCUUUGCUCCUCUCGUAGUCUACAACCCCUCUGGAGUGACAAUUGAAUACCUUGUCUGUGUUGAAUGGCGGUGCAGAUUUGAUGCAACAAACCCUGCACAGGCAGGACAUGUUAUGCACCGUCCAAGCACAGACAACCAAUGGCAUGCGGCCAUAGAUCAUGCGAUGAAGAUUGGAAACGGCGUCAAAGACAUUGCUGAGUCUGUUGCAGCCGUAGGUUCCAUUGUCCGCAAUGCCUUUGUGGAUAGUCCGCAUUUUGUGGACCUCACAAAGCGACCCACAUUUUUCAAGUCUGUCACUCUCGAUCUUUCCGCCAGCGGUGUCAAUUUGAGACAGCAGAUUUUCCAUUUGAGCCCGUCCAGGAAAUACCACGUGUUCGCCAAAGAGCAAAUAGACGCAGAGAUGGAAGGAAUGUUCCACCUUUCACAAUUCAAGUCAAAGAAGUGGACACAUGAACGCUUCGAGAACACAUUCAAUCAACUCUUGCGUCAAGUCGACCCCAAAUACAGAACAAAAGCGAAGAUCAAGCUCGAACCAAUGGGGACUAAACCUGACGGAUCUGCAAAACCGCCCCGCUUGCUUAUUGCUGAUGGAGACCACGGACAGAUCAUGUCAUUGCUCACGAUUAGCAUCUUCGAACGGCUGCUCUUUAAGAAAUUCCACAACCGAAGCAUCAAGGGAAGAUCCAGGCGGAAAGCCUUGCAGGAUGUUGUGUCCUACCUCAGACCACCAAAGAAGUAUGUUGGAUCCACUCUACGUGGUCCCGUCGCUCCUAUGGUUGAGGGUGAUGGAUCGGCAUGGGACUCAUGCUGCUCGAAACGUCUCCGUGACUUAGUAGAGAAUCCCGUGCUGAAGCAUAUUGCCACACAUCUGCUUGAAUACUUUGUGGUUCCCCCUCAGUGGGAAAAAGAGCAUGCCAACAUGAACACAUCCGACCGGUACUUCUUGGAGUUCAAGGAAAAGCUGAUCACUUAUUUCGUGCAGCUUAAGGGCAUACGCCGGUCAGGUGACGACUCUCUUGCUCGUAUAUGUCGCGCACUCGGUAGUCGUGAAGAGGACCCUCGCACAGAGUACUUUCUUUCAUUUUGGCGCCGCCUCGGUGUUGACAUGAAAAUACGCAGAUGUGGGCUGCAGCCUGACAACAAACCAUAUUCGGAGUUCAUUGGCACGCACUUCUUGCUUGACGAGCAGCUUGAUCUGGAAGGCACUUUUGUGCCCGACUUGGUGAGGAAUCUGAGCAACAACAGCUCCACAACACCAGGUACAUUGCAAGCAUUUGAGCAAGGCAAAUUUCACACCAUCCGGCAGACUUCGGCUGCAGCUGCAUUGUCCAGUGCACUUGAUUACGCGGGCAUACUCCCUCUACUGUCGAUGAAGUAUCUCCAGUAUGCCAAUCAGUGUUAUGCCAGCGAUUUUCACAAUGAUGACCUCUCCUUUUUGGCCUCCGGGGAGGUGGGGACUUCUUCCCACUCUGUCAUACAGAUCAUCAACCGUUUGAAUUGUGAGGUAGACAUCGUCAAACCAGAUCAAAAGAGCGCUGAGGACCACACCCACUCG